Molecule: messenger RNA, 2638 nt
Organism: Saccostrea cuccullata (small rock oyster)
Lineage: Eukaryota; Metazoa; Mollusca; Bivalvia; Ostreida; Ostreidae
Product: acetyl-coenzyme A synthetase, cytoplasmic-like
Exons: 16
Coding region: 100-2151 (683 amino acids)
Molecular function (GO): acetyl-CoA synthetase activity; AMP binding
Source: RefSeq, a predicted model, not a curated record
GUACGAAUUGUCUACUUCCUGUCGCGUCACUUUUUUUCCACUUUCAUUUCGGGCAAGAAGAGACAGUAUUCCAGAUAAGUAUUGAUUUGCACAAAGACAAUGGACAACGGACACUUUGACGUGUUUCCUCCGUUGGAGAGAAUACAGAAGGAUGCACAUGUGUCAUCCUUUGAGCAGUACAAGGAGAUGUACAAGCAAUCCGUAGAGGACCCCGCCGGCUUUUGGAGGGAGAUUUCAAAACAAUUCUUUUGGAAGUCUCCCCCAACUGGAGAAUUCCUUCAGUAUAACUUUGAUUGUCGCAAGGGUCCCAUCUUUAUCAAGUGGAUGGAUGGAGCACAGACCAAUAUAUGUUACAAUACUCUUGAUAGAAACAUUGAGAGGGGAAUGGGGAACAAGAUCGCCUUCUACUGGGAAGGCAACAACCCAGAAGAUGUUGGCUCCAUCACAUAUCAGAAGUUAUUGGAAGAAGUCUGCAAGUUUGCCAAUGUCCUCAAAAAGAUUGGUGUUCAGAAGGGAGACAGGGUAGCUAUUUAUAUGCCUAUGAUACUGGAACUCAUUGUCGCCAUGUUGGCUUGUGCUCGAAUCGGGGCAGUUCACUCCAUCAUUUUUGCAGGGUAUUCCUCUGACUCUCUAGCUGACAGAAUCCUGGAUGCUCAGUGCCAUGUUGUCAUCACAGCUGAUGGAGUUUGGAGAGGGAUAAAGCUGUUAAACGUGAAGAAGAUAGUAGACGAUGCUGUAGAUAUUUGUCGCAAAUCUAAUCAUGAGGUUCGUACGUGUAUUGUCGUGAGACAUCUCUCUCCAUCAGAAGAACAGAUACAGACCCUGAAGCACGACGAGACCACAGAACCACCAGCAAAUCGACCUUCACUGAAACUCAAGAUUUCUUGGAAUGAAGGUAGGGACAUCUGGUGGCACGAUAUAAUGGCUGGACAGUCUACAGAGUGUGAGGUGGAGUGGAUGCAGGCAGAGAACCCACUCUUUAUGCUCUACACAAGUGGUUCCACAGGGAAGCCUAAGGGAGUACUCCACACUGUGGCGGGAUACAUGCUGUUCUCCGCCACCACCUUUAAGUACUCGUUUGAUUACCACCCUGACGAGGUGUACUGGUGCACCGCAGACGUCGGAUGGAUCACUGGUCACACCUACACGUGUUACGGUCCACUGAACAACGGAGCCACAGGAAUAAUCUUUGAAGGAGUGCCAUUUUACCCCGAUGCUGGUCGGUUCUGGGCCAUCAUAGAGAAAUACAAAGUGGCCAAGUUCUACACGGCCCCAACCGCCAUCCGAGCCCUGAUGAAGUACGGGGAUAGCCAUGUCACAAAGUAUGAUAGGAGCAGUCUGAAGGUCCUGGGUACUGUGGGUGAACCGAUUAACCCCGAGGCCUGGCUGUGGUACUAUAAUGUAGUGGGGGAUAAGAAGUGUGCCAUCGUAGACACAUUCUGGCAAACAGAAACAGGAGGUCAUGUGAUCACCCCACUCCCAGGAGCUACUACCACCAAACCCGGCUCUGCUACAUUUCCGUUCUUUGGAGUUGUUCCUGUCAUCCUAGAUGAGGAGGGAAGAGAAAUCACAGAGGCUGAUAAAGAGGGAUAUCUGGUGUUUAAGCAGCCCUGGCCUGGUAUAAUGAGAACUGUGUAUGGUAACCACGAGAGAUUCGAGACAACUUACUUUAAAAAGUUCCCAGGCUACUACUGCACAGGGGAUGGAGGUAAGAAGGACAGUGAUGGGUAUAUCUGGGUCACGGGGAGGAUAGAUGACAUGGUAAAUGUCUCGGGGCACCUGCUGAGCACCGCCGAGAUCGAGUCUUCUCUGGUGGAACACCCCAAAGUCGCUGAGGCAGCUGUUGUAUCUCACCCCCACAAAAUUAAGGGCGAGUGUACCUACUGCUUUGUCACACUCAAGGAGAAUGAAACAUUUACCGAGGAAUUGGGCAGUGAACUUAAGAUGAAAGUGAGAACAAAAAUUGGUCCAUUUGCAAUGCCAGAUUUUGUUCAGAAUGCCCCAAGUCUGCCAAAAACCAGGUCUGGUAAAAUAAUGCGGCGAAUUCUACGUAAGAUUGCGGUCGGGGAUCGUAACGUGGGUGACAUCACAACUCUUGCGGACGACACUGUGAUUGAUACUUUGUUCGGUCUUCGUCCAGAUAACGCAUAAUAGAAUAGAUCAUUUAACCUACAGGGACCAUCAAUACACUCAGUACUUACAUUAGACAGACGUGCCAAUUGUUAUAAAAAUGAGAGAUACAGAAUCAAGUAAUGUUGUGAUGCCUUAAACUUUUCCAACAUUUGUCAUUUAAUCAUGUUGUCAAUCUAUUCACACUGUAUAAGAUUCCAUGACAAUUAAAUCAAUCUGAUUCAAUUCACAGCAGAUAAUCAAAGAUAAGGGAGAAUAGCAUAUUUUUCCAAGGAUUUGAGUUGAUCAUACUCAUGUAUCACUUGUUUCUACUUAUUCCUAAGUACAUGUAUACUGAUGUGCAAUGUUAGAUUUACAAAUUUUCUUGAAUUUUAUGUUCAUAGUAGGAACUUGUUUAAAAAACCUCUUAUGAACAAGUUUUUACUUAGUAUAAUGAAAAGUGAACAAAAUUUUUAAAGAAGAAAAAAAACAGAUGUUGUCAUGAACACUGAUUAAAGUGUGAAGGGAA